AUGGGGUCAUGCAUGUCAGUGCCUGCGGGUCUGGAGGUCUCUGAGCAAGAUAAGACGAUGCACAGAGAAGCAGAGAAACAGCUCAAGGAGGCAAAGGCCAAGAUGGCAUCCCAGGUCAAGGUGCUACUCCUAGGAUCAGGCGAUUCUGGAAAGUCUACCAUUCUCAAGCAAAUGCGUCUGAUACACAAAGUACCGUUCUCGCCACAGGAGGUUGAAUCGUAUCGGCAAUUGGUAUUUGAUAACAUCACCCGGGGUCUGCGGUAUCUACUCGAUUCUAUGGAGGACAUGGAUCUAAAGGUUAAGGAUGAAAACCUCCCUUAUUUGGAUCUUGUGGACGGUGCGAGAGAUAUCCGUGAUGGGGAGCCAUUCCCUCUGUCAUUCUAUAUCCCCCUCAAAUCGCUUUGGAAUGACCCGAACGUGCAAAAGGCUUGGGGCCGAGGGAACGAAGCAGCCUUACCAGAAAAUUUACUUUACUUCUAUUCACAUCUAGACCGACUAUUCGACCGCGAGUAUCAACCCACAGAACAAGAUAUUAUCAGAUGCCGGGCACGGACGAUUGGGAUCACAGAAACGACAUUUAACUUGCGAGACCACGAGAUGCUUAUGGUCGACGUUGGUGGGCAGAAGAGCGAGCGGCGGAAAUGGAUACAUUGUUUCCAGGAUGUGACGAGUAUUCUCUUCCUCGUCAGUCUCAGUGGGUAUGACCAGUGCCUAGUUGAGGAUAAGGACGCGAACCAAAUGCAAGACGCGAUGACCAUCUGGGACUCAAUAUGCCAUUCACAGUGGUUUAAGCAAACAUCGAUUAUUCUUUUCCUGAACAAGAACGACCUUUUCGAGAAGAAAAUUCCUACUUCUGACAUCAAGAACUUCUUCCCCGACUUCGAUGGGGAGCCAGGUGACGUUCGCGCAGGUCGGGAGUACUUCAAACGGCGGUUCGGGAGGCUCGCGCAGAAAGCUGGUAGAUCAAAAGAGCGGGAAAUCUACAUUCAUAUAACGACGGCCACGGAUACUGCAAUGCUCCGGGUCGUAAUGGCUGCUGUCGAAGCAUUGUUCUCCGCUCGAACCUCGAGAUAG
This is a messenger RNA of Laccaria bicolor S238N-H82, 1074 nucleotides long. RefSeq names its product heterotrimeric G-protein alpha subunit, GPA2-like protein. Gene Ontology annotation, cellular component: heterotrimeric G-protein complex. Lineage: Eukaryota; Fungi; Basidiomycota; Agaricomycetes; Agaricales; Hydnangiaceae. Gene Ontology annotation, biological process: G protein-coupled receptor signaling pathway. Bases 1 to 1074 code for a protein of 357 amino acids. Gene Ontology annotation, molecular function: G protein-coupled receptor binding; G-protein beta/gamma-subunit complex binding; GTP binding. The transcript is spliced from 10 exons. The record is from RefSeq and is a predicted model, not a curated record.